AUGGCGGUGGCCUCCUCGCCCAAGAAACGCGAACAAAACGUAUUCCGUGGUGUAAAAAGGGUGCUGUCACCCGAGACGGCAACCCUCUCGCCCACGGAAUACGUGAGUGAAGAGGAGAGGAGAAAAGGAACAAAGGAGAGGAGAAUAUUGCCUCCUUCCAUAGAUAUGGAGGAAGAAGAGGAUAUGGUGGUUGGGGCAAUCGAGGUUCAACGAGGGCUGAUAAGAACAAACGUUCACCCCAAAAAGGAAGGGAAACCUAGGAUCAGGGAAGACGUGAAACUAAACACAAGAGUGAGAGUGGAUAGAGGAAGCCCACCAAGGAGAACCGAAAAGGAGAAAAUUACUUCCAUAGUCGAGGAGGCUAUGAAACUAUGGGAGGACAAAAACAAAAACAAGGCAGACCAGGGUCGCAACAUAGAAACUGCCCAUAAGAAAGAGAAAAAGAAAGGGGGAGUGCCAAACGGCCAGAAAAAACAGGGGCCACGACAACAGCCCAAGGCUCCACCACCACCCCCAAGGGAGGAAUACCCACCCCUGCCGCAGAGGCCCCCAAGGUUCAAUUCUGAACCCAAGGAAUCUUGGGCGAAGGUGGUGGGUAGAAAGAAAGAAGGAGAGAAAGAAAGGAAAAGGAAUGAAGGGAAGGGCUCUCCGCAAAUAGUGGUAAAGGAGAAAAGCGCGAACAAAAAGAGCAAAAGGAGAGUCCCUAACACCGCGGCGAUCUCGAUCACUGCGGAAAAGGGAAAGUACAAGGAACUCUUAACGGAGGCGAAAAAGAAAAUUAACAUAGACGAACUAGGGAUCUCCAAGAUCAGGACGAGACAAGGUGUCACGGGAGCCCUGAUCUUGGAGAUCCCAGGUGAGGACCGCAACACACAUGCGGACAACCUCGCCAAAAAACUAAGCGAGGUACUCGCAGAAAAGGCAAAAGUGACCCGCCCACAAAAAAUGGGAGAAAUAAGGAUCAGGGGCCUAGAGGUGUCCACCUCAGAGGAGGAGGCUGCGCAGCGGGUGGCCCAAGCCGGUGGCUGCAGAGUGGCGGAGGUCCAGACGGGAGUCAUAAGGACCACACCAUCGGGCUAUAGGUCGUUAUGGAUGAGGUGCCCGCUCGCAGCAGCCAAAAAAGUGGCGGAGAAGGGAACUCUAUCUCUGGGGUGGACGCAGGUCAAGGUGUGGAGAGACGGACCACCUAGCCCGCAGCUGCACAAAAGCAGCGAGGUGUGCUGUGUGUGCUGCGGCGGGAAAACAGGCGGGUCACCGAAUGGGGGGGCCGGCGUGUCGCCCCCCCAACAAGAGGAGGAACCAAAAGAGGGAUGA
Messenger RNA from Harpegnathos saltator (Jerdon's jumping ant), 1314 nucleotides. RefSeq names its product triadin. The record is from RefSeq and is a predicted model, not a curated record. Bases 1 to 1314 code for a protein of 437 amino acids. Lineage: Eukaryota; Metazoa; Arthropoda; Insecta; Hymenoptera; Formicidae. The transcript is spliced from 2 exons.